Molecule: messenger RNA, 4119 nt
Organism: Ostreococcus lucimarinus CCE9901
Lineage: Eukaryota; Viridiplantae; Chlorophyta; Mamiellophyceae; Mamiellales; Bathycoccaceae
Exons: 1
Coding region: 1-4119 (1372 amino acids)
Source: RefSeq, a predicted model, not a curated record
AUGAGAGCGACGCCCGAGCGACAGAGGUCGUUUGCGAAUCGAGGGGAGGAACGACCGGUGUUGGGUGGCGGAGCGACGGGGAGCGCGGCGGCGCGCGAGGAGCCGUUCGACGCGGCGUAUUAUAAGACGAGAAUCGCGAGGUUGGAGGAGAAACUCGCGAAGGAGCAUCAAAAGGUGAAGUCGACGGUCAAGUAUUACGAGGAUCAGUUCGAAGCUCAGGCGAAGAAGCUGAGCGAAAAACACGAAGAGGAGAAAAAGGCGGCGGAGGAGGAGGCGACAAAACUGAAAUCGCAGGUGGAGUGGCUGAAGCAGGCGCAAGAGUCGUUGAAGAGCGAACGCGCGGCGCGCGAGGACUUGGAAAAGGAACUCGCGGCGCUUCAAGAAGAGUAUGCUGGGAAGGAAAAGAUCGCCACCGACGUGAAGACGACAGAUGCAAAAUUGAAGAAGGAGAUCAAGGAGCUCAAGGAGGCGGUUGAAAUGGCCAAGCGAGAAGCCGCUGAGGCUGAAGAGAGGACGAAGAGCGCGCCGCCAAAGCAACCCGAAGCUGACCCUGCAGAAAUUGCCAUCUUACAAAAGCAAUUGGAUGAAGAAAAGGCGCAACGCGACACCAUCGAGAAGAAGUUUGCCGCAUUGAAGGCGGAAUCCAUGGAUCCAUCUGAAGUCGGUUUGCUGCAAAAGAAAGUGUACACCGCGGAGUCCGAACUCGCGACCGUUCGUGGAGAACUUGAUCGCGCGAUGGAGGAUAAGCAAGAAGCCACUGUGAUUAAGGCGAGGUUGGACGUCGCUGAGAAGCUGGUGUAUGAGCUCAAGACAAAGGCGCAACGCGUCGACGAACUCGAACGCUUUUACGCCGACGCUUCGAAGGACAAAGAGCAUUUGCGCCAGGCGUACGACAAGAUUCAAGAAAUCACGGACAAGUUGCUCGCGGUGACGAACGAAAAGGAGGUCCUCGUUCGCCACAGCGCGCAGCAAGCGCACGUUGAGGCUCAACUUGAGCAGACGCGAAGUGAACUCAAUCGAAUCAAAAAUGAAGUGCACACGGCGCAGGUGGAUAAAUCAAACAGCGAGAUGAACUUCAAGUACGUCGUUGACGAUAUUUCCCGCACCCUUCGCGAACAUGCCAUGACGUCGAUGCGCUGGGAAGCCCGCAUGGCGAGUGAGAUAAGUGAAGCAAGCGAGGAACACGCGGAGAUUCGCCGUCAAACGAUGAAUCUCGUAUCCACCGCCGAGUCCGAAGCCCAACGAGUAAUGCGAGACUCCAUCACCGUCGUCAACGAUGCUCGACGCAUGUUACAGGAUAAUCACAAAAAGUCCGAAGAUAUCAUUGAGGACGUCAUUCGCGCUGAGCGUCAUCGUAUGUCGGACGAAACAAAGACGAUGAAGAGCCAGCUUGUAGAGGCUGAACGUAGAGCGCUACAGGCAAAUGCGCAGAUUGAUGACUUAUCUGAGCAACUGCGCCAAAUGCGCAUCGAUUUGCAUCUAGCAAAGGAUGCACACGCGGCUUUAACAGCGACGAGAUCAGAAGCGCCUUCUAUCGUGGACACGGCGAGAGAUUUCGGGAGCGACGGCGUGGCUUCGCCGAGUGGCGAAAAGGUUGAUUCGCUUCGACAAAAGUUGCGCACAGCUCAGUUCCAGCUGCUCGCAUUGAAAGCUCGACGUAAGUUUGAGAUCGACCCGGAUCGUGAGGAACUCGAGGAGAAACUACAGUUCAUGCGUGAAGAGCGCGAGCAGCUUCUGGCGAAUCGCCCUGCCGCCGCGUUUGAAGAAACCGCCGAAGUAUUGGGGCUUCAAGACGAACUUCAAUGGUGCCGUUCCAAGAUUGCAAAGCUCGAGGGAGAUCGACGAGAACAAAGCCGUGGCUCGUCAGAACGAGAAAAAAGUCUCGAGGAUCAGCUCGAGCGCACUCGGUCGGAGCUGGAAGAGGUUGAGAAGACGAUGAGGCAGCUCAAGAAGCAGCAGCUCGACGCAUUUGAAGACGUCGCGGAAGACAUGGAAUCACAUUUGCGAAUCAAGCUGACUGAAAUGCGCGAAGAGCUCAUGCUCGCGAAUGCACAACGUGAGAAGUCACGUAAUGAGAUGAAUCACGCGCAAGAUGAGCUGAUCGUGCUUCGAAGCGAGCGCGAUAACGCCAUCACAAGUGUGAAGACAAUGCGCGAAGAGCUCGCCGAGUUGCGCCAGACAAUCUCAGAAAUGUCAGCGUCAAGAGCGGAAAUCAUGACGGCGGGUCGGGAAGAAGUUCGUGCGCGAGAGGACGAAUUAAACGCCGUGCGCAGAGAGUUGAGUAAUAUUCGCGGUCAGAAAGAAAGUGCCUUACUUACUAUGGAGGAGUUGAAGUCGCGACUGCUCGAUACUGAGGCGCGGCUCAGUGAGGCGUCCGAGCAGCGUCAGCAAUUGGAGCUCGCGCGUAACGACGAAACGAGAUCGUCGUCUGAGCGAAAUAGAUUAGAAAACAAGGUGCUGGUAUUACAGACAGAGCGCGAUGAGAUGCAAACGAAGCUUGAGCAGGUGAUCAUCUCGCGAGAGGAAUUGGAAGAGGAACUCAAAGUGUUGCUCACAAAGUUGAACCAGUCCGAGGAACAAACAACGGCAACGGUGGCGCAGAGCCGCUCUGAGGUAUUUAUGGCGAACCAAACCAUUUCAUCACUUCGUGCACAGCUUGACGAGGUUGAAUCGGAGUUCGCCUCGGCGAGCAAGUCGUUCGAGCGCGUUCGCGUCGACAGGGAUGUCGCCACUAAGGCGCUUGAGGAAGUUCGCGAAGACCUCGGUCAAUGCGAAGUCGAGCUUAAGCUAUCUCAGAGGGAGACCGAAAUCAAAGAACGCGAACGUCAAGAGGCGAUCGCGAUGAUGCAACGGGCGCAAGAUGCUCUUCAAGAGACGCGACAGGAGCUCGAAAAGACUGAAGCUGAGCUCGUGAAUUUGGUGGAAGUUGUCGAGCAAGGCGAAGAGACGUUACAACGCACCAAGGUCCAAGUCACGCAAAAGACUCACGAUUUAUCUACGGCGGAAGCACGAUUGAGUGAUUUGAUACGCCAAGCGGAUGCAUAUGAAGCCGAGAGGGACGUCGCAAAUGAAUUGUUGAGUGAGUCUCGCGGCAAACUCUCUGAACUUCAAGCGCUAUCGCAGAUCCGCGAAAACGACCUUCUCAACUUGCGAGUGCAACGCGAUAAACUCGCUGAAAAGUAUGACGAAACGGUGAACGAGUUGAAGCUGACUGAGGCGUACUUGCAAAAAGCGAGCGUGGCGGUUGAGAAACAUCGCGCGGAGCGAGACGGUUUGAGCCAAGCGCUCGAAGCGGCCAACGACACGUUGAGCGCGACAGAAAGCCAGCUUCAAACAGUUUCAGCGCAACUCGCGGAACUAUACGAAGAAGUGGAAGAGUAUAGAACGCAAGGAGGUAGCGAAGACGAAGAGCUGAUCGAAACUCAAAAAGCUUUGGACGCCGUCAUUGACAAGUUCAAGAUUUUGCGGGACGCGCACGAAGAGGCUUUGGGUAACUUGGAAGCUGAAAUCGCCGCGCGACAACGCGAGCAACGCGAGCACAAGCAAGCUAUUGAAGCUGCAAGAGUCGAAUACGAAGAACACGUGCGAAUAUUGAAGCGUGCGGUGAAUGCGAAUUCGGAUCAAGGUGCACUCGCGAGCGAGCUCUUUGCCAUCUUGAAAGAUUUCCAGCAAGCUCGCGCAGACGCCGAGGUCGCCGGAGAUGAAAGUGAGAAGAGAACCGCGGCGCAGUACUCAAGACAGAUGGUCACAUCCCCUAAUGAGGCCGCGUUUGAGUCUUUGAUGCGAAUCAAGACGACUCUCGACGACCUCAAGCAACGACUGCAAAGCGCCGCCGUCCGCUCGGGCGACGGAGCCGACGUCGAAACCGAAGCCCUUCGAACCAACCUCCGACUUCGCGUCUUGGUAUUCGAAACCUUUAUCGAUCUUGUCUCCCAGCGUUCUCGCGUCGGCGCUUACAAAGGCCAAGUCGAGGUCGACGCUCGCGACCGCGCCGCCGAAGAAGACGUUCGAUACGAGGGCGUCCCGAAACCCGCCCUCGUGCGCAAGCGCAGCAUCGCCGGUUUCGCCCCGAACAUCAACUUUGGCAUCAAGCUCUUCGGCAACAACGAUCGCGAUUGA